UUUUGGACCCUGCAAACAAUUACUCCCACUUUUACAGGUAAAACAACAUAUAUAAAAGAGUUCUUUUUCACUCUGUCGCCGCACCGUGGAUUUUAUUUUUUGCUUCGGCUUUUUUUUUCCCCAGGAAAAAACAACCAUAUUUCAAAUUCAACGGAAGUCGCUCCUCUAGUACGUGAUGACGCAUUCCGAACGCCCCCCUGGUAUCGAAAUGCGGCGUUCCUUUAACGUGCCUACGUCAUGACGCUCUUCGUCACUGCGCUGCGUAUGAUGCUUGUGUGUGUUUUUUUGAGGAACGAAGGAAAACAGGGCUGGUGAAGAAUUUAUUCGGGUUACAAUUUGGUAAGCUAGGACGAUUCUUUACGUUAAAAAUGAAGAGAGCGACGGGUUGCUGAAGGACGCGGGACAGGAUGGCUGGCUGUGGUGAAGUUGACCAUUCUGUGAAUAUGCUUCCUUCAGGCAGGAAGGGGACAGGAGAGGCGUGUCCAGGUGGCUCCUCUCCUGCCCUUUCGGUCCCAGAGUGUGCCAUCUGCUUGCAGACUUGUGUUCAUCCAGUGCGAUUGCCCUGCAGACACAUCUUCUGCUUUCUGUGUGUGAAGGGUGCAUCCUGGCAGAGUAAGAGGUGUGCUCUCUGCAGGCAGGAGGUCCCGGAGGACUUCCUGGAGCGGCCCACCUUGCUGUCCCCAGAAGAGCUGAGGGCAGCAGGGCGUGGCCAUGGGGACUAUGCCUGGUACUAUGAGGGCCGCAAUGGGUGGUGGCAGUAUGAUGAGCGUACCAGCAGGGAGCUGGAGGAUGCCUUCACCAAGGGCAAGAAGAGUACUGAAAUGCUGAUCGCCGGCUUCUUGUAUGUGGCUGACCUGGAGAACAUGGUCCAGUACCGGCGCAACGAACACGGGCGCCGCCGCAGGAUAAAGCGGGACAUUGUUGACAUCCCUAAGAAGGGGGUAGCAGGACUGCGACUGGACACUGACCCUGUGGGAGGGGCGCCCGCCGCGCUGGGCCGGGACAGCUCUGCUGAUGGAGCAGACACUGUGGGACCACAGAGCGGGCCUGUCCAGCCCCCUGCCAGCCCCGCCUCCCCCUCACCUGACAGUAGCUCUCUGGAGAACUCCCUCGCACAGCUCCACAUCACACUCCCAACUAGGCGAGAUCGAAGCAGGAAUGGGGAGAGUGGGCAAGAGGAAGACGAAGAUGAUGUUGGAGAUGCUGCCCCAAACACCUCUGUAGAUGAGUCUGAGUCAGCCAGCAGUGAAGAGGAGUAUGGGCAGGAGGAGGAAGCAGAUGAAGAUGCUGCACCGAGCAGACAGGGUCAUUUAAGGGAGGACCAGGGAGAGUUAUUGUCCCCUGGAGCAGAGUCCUCCAGCAGCAGUGAGAGGUCGAGAAGGCCUGAUGGUCAGUGCACCGUGACUGAAGUGUGAACUCUGACCUCAAUCGUGUCAACCCUUCCCAUACCACGGGAACAUGGUUAUUGCACUGAACAGUCUCACCCACCGCUACUCAAAACACUACUGUUACCUGAAUGAUUAGAUGCUCCCAAGUACAAAACCCAAAUCAAACAGUAAAAAAGACUCAUUAGACCAGAUGUCUGGUGGAGACCAACCAUUUUAUGGGAGCAAGGAAUCUUCUCUGAGCAAAUUUACGUAACAGUUUUAGGGCUGAUUUUUUUUUUUUUUUUUUUUUUUUUUCCCCCCCCUCAGUGUUUUUGUUGUAAUGGACUCAGUUUGUCUGAAAUUGUAUUAUGCGCUUCCCUUCCAUCACUUAAUGCCCAAACUGAACUCUCUGAAUUAGUGUGCUACAUAAGCAAAGCAUGAUCUUUGGGUGUUGAAUCCAUAUUCCAUCUUAAUGUACUAGUAUUUAUCAUAACUUGUGCAUGUGUUGUCGUCAGAAAAGGGUACUGAACACUACUGGCAGGAGAGUCUUUUUUUUUUUUUUUUUUUUUUCCCCCCCCUUCCCCAGUUUUGGAGUCUUAACCUGUAAUUUUGACAUUGUUAAAACUGUUAGGAAUUUUGAGGUUUUUAAGAACAUAUAACAUUACUAACAACAUUUUCAUUUGUUCCUUCCAUUUUUGCUCUGUCUUUCAGAAAAAGAUUUAAAAGUUCUGUACUA
Molecule: messenger RNA, 2103 nt
Organism: Scleropages formosus (Asian bonytongue)
Lineage: Eukaryota; Metazoa; Chordata; Actinopteri; Osteoglossiformes; Osteoglossidae
Gene: rnf146
Product: ring finger protein 146
Exons: 2
Coding region: 408-1415 (335 amino acids)
Biological process (GO): ubiquitin-dependent protein catabolic process; Wnt signaling pathway
Cellular component (GO): cytoplasm; nucleus
Molecular function (GO): poly-ADP-D-ribose binding; zinc ion binding; ubiquitin protein ligase activity
Source: RefSeq, a predicted model, not a curated record